GAACAUGAUGGUCCUUCGACCCUGUGUUCAUCGAGUAUGCCACAUAAUUCGCAUCAAUUCAAAUUGGGUACUCGCCUGCUGUGCUUUUACCUUACCAUCUAUUUGUGAAUCGAUUGGCUUGCUUGCCUGUAUCCUGUCCAAGCGUCGAAAUCCUAUUUAAGGUGUGCCAAUGUUCCCAUCUUCGAAGCAUCAUUUCAAAGCAAAGUCGCCAUGUCAUUCCAGAUAAUACAAUGAUCACAGCAGUUAUAUUGGCUAUCUUCGUGAUGAUACUGGGCACAAGUCUCUUGGUCAGCCACGGUCUUCUGAUGAUCUUACAAGAACUUUCUUGUUUCUUGGCAGAAUAGUCUUCUUCGGACAUUUGAAGCCCAACAUCAGGCGACUUUGGCAACGAGGGGCUGAGCCUCUCUAGGAAUAGUACAUAUAAAGCGGACGUGUUAAUAGGUUGAUGGCUUGUAUAUUCGUAUUCGCUUAGGCUUGUACUCCAGACAGACAGACAAGAUGUCUUCAAGUAGUCCGACAUUCGUUUCAGGCUUGCGUGUCACACAGUAUUUCAACGUUGCAGGGCUGGUAAUAUUGAUUUACGACUAUUGUAUUACACUGGGGGCUGAGGUGCUUUGGAUUUGGGGAAGACGAUGGGAUAUCACGCGGGUCACCUUUACAGUCGCGCGUUAUCUAGCGUUCUUAGGCGCCAUAUUGACUGUGUACUCUGCUGUAACAACACGUACCGGUAAUUGUUCACCCUUCAGUGACGUUAAUAAUGUUAUACACAUAUUUGCAAUUGUGGCUGCAGAAGGUCUGCUCAUUCAACGUACCUACAGGUUUUGGAACGGUAGCAAGCGAUUGCUAGUAUGGCUUUUGGGAUUUACUGUCAUAUUAAUUGUAAUUGUCGUCGUCGUUCCAAAUCUAGUGCACAUUUCACAUAUCUACAGCGAUCCCGGUGGUUGUAUUUUCGUUGGAAACAGAACAGAUAUUAUCAUGUAUGGUGCUCUGUUACUAUAUCAAUUUAUUUUGAUAUGUUUGAUCAUAUGCAGCCCCAUGACCAUGAACAUAUAUCGUGACACACUUAUGUAUAUUGCUUGUAUUACCUCAAUAACAAUAAUCAACACAGGCGUUGUUGCUUCGGUUCCUGCAGGCUACAUCAGUAUGUUUGCUACGUUGCAAAUGGUUUUGCAUAGUGUUCUUUCCUCUCGCAUUCUAUUCAACCUCCGUCAGACUGAAGCCCUGGAACUUCAACAUGCAGACCGCACACAAGCAACUAUUUUGCUCAAGGGAUAUAAUAUGAUCGGCUCCUCCACAGCCACUGUUUCGAGAGAGGAGGAUGAGUGCUACACAACUUUAUUCCUCGCUCUCUCUCCACAGCGGCUGCAAAUUAACAUUGACCGAUUAAUGAUGUCAAGCACGAGCCAAUAUAGGCAAAUCCAGACCUUGGCCACGGAAGAUGUUGAUGUUGCAGCACUUAAUGAGUUAGAAGAAGAAUACUGGGCACAAGUAGAUGAACUUGACUUAGAAGGCAUGGUUGAGGCUGCGAUCGACAAGCCUGGAAAUUGA
Serpula lacrymans var. lacrymans S7.9 is the source of this 1548-nucleotide messenger RNA. RefSeq lists its product as uncharacterized. The transcript has 21 exons. The record is from RefSeq and is a predicted model, not a curated record. Bases 499 to 1548 code for a protein of 349 amino acids. Lineage: Eukaryota; Fungi; Basidiomycota; Agaricomycetes; Boletales; Serpulaceae.